GCAGUAACCAGCUGAUCGACCAUCAACAACAGGACCAAAAAGCAGCGACCUACGACCAAGGCGGAACUUAAUACAGGUCACAUACUUUCUUUAGGACCGCCUGAGAGUGAUAAACCAAACAUCAGACUGAGAGAGAGAGAAAGAGAGAGAGAAGGAGGGAAUUCACUACCUGAGUUCCUGCACUCAUAAAGCCCCAUUAGGAGGCCCCUCCACCCUCUCCAUCAUGACAACCCGUGGUAGUGGCAGGCCCAAUGGGACCCUGCCACAGACCAAGAUCUGCCAGUUCAAACUGGUGCUCUUAGGAGACAUGGCUGUAGGCAAGUCCAGCCUAGUGCUACGUUUUGUUAAGGGCCAGUUUGAUGAGUUCCAGGAGACAACCAUUGGAGCUGCCUUCUUGGCACAGAGUGUUUGUUUGGAUGACACAACGGUGAAGUUUGAGAUCUGGGACACGGCAGGUCAGGAACGGUACCACAGCCUGGCCCCCAUGUACUACCGUGGCGCUCAAGCUGCCAUUGUGGUGUUUGACAUCACUAAGCCGGAGACAUUUGAGCGGGCAAAAGCGUGGGUGAAGGAGCUGCAGAGACAGGCGAGUCCCAACAUUGUUAUUGCUUUGGCGGGGAACAAGGCUGACCUUGCAGACAAGCGACUGGUGGAAUAUGAGGAGGCCCAGACUUAUGCAGAAGACACAGGAUUACUCUUUAUGGAAACCUCUGCAAAGACUGCUAUGAAUGUGAACGAGCUGUUCCUGGCCAUUGCAAAAAAGAUGCCAAAAACAGACACGCAAAACCCUACGCAUGCCGCCAGACACAGGGGAGUGAAUCUCCAGGAUCCUGAUGCCCAGUCCACCCGAAGCUGCUGUGGGAACUAAGCAACUCUACACCAACCUUCGUGGCUUGAGAGACCACCAUCUUCCAACCCCCAGAUCCACCCCAACCUCCACCCUUUCACCACCUCAGACAGACAUCUAAUCCAAGGAAAAGGGAAAGGAUAGGGAAGUAUUUUUUAGUCACUUACUAAUGUGAUUUUUUUUUAAAGGGAGAUGUCUGACAUGGAUUGAUGGAUGAAAGCCUGUGGGUUUCAGACUCGGUAUAAUACUCAGCACCAUUAGUGGAUGUUUUGUGAUAUCAACUGGUUAAAAGAUCAUUUCAGUCGCUAUUCUUUCUGAUUAUGCAAGCACAGUAGAGUCAACCGUCAGAAGCAGUCAGGGGAAGAAACACAAGAUAGGGAGUACAAUGCAUUUAAAUGUCGAAGGAACAAAUGAAGGGACACAGUUGGUUCUCUUCCCUUCCAGUCUUCCCUGCCUUCCUUGAUCCUCCCAGGGAUUAAGGAAUCCCCAGUACCCUCCCACCUUCCCAUGUGAUUGCUCUGAGGUCUGAAAGCCCUUUGGCCAGUUUUGUAUCCUUACCUUUUAUUUUACCCUCCACUCUCACAUUUAUACUGGAAUGAACUCAACACCUAGGUCCCUGAUUAGCUACGCAAUAGACAACCAACCCAGUAUGUCAACCACAAGGAGGUCUUGAUGUCCCAGUAGGAAGAUCCAGAAUGUUCAGUAUGAUGGUGACAGCAAUCAGAAGCUUACUCCCAUCCCAUCAGCUAUUUUGCUAUAACCAUCCACUCUGUCUCUGGCCAUUUGUCCCCUCAGUGCCAGCCACAUGUCUUCCCACCACACCCCUCCUUCAUUCCACUCUCCCCGUCUCACCAAAAUAUGUCCACACUGUAACCAGAGAACAGUAUUCACUCAUUGGAAAUCAUCCUGCUGUUCAGUGCUUUCAGUGCUUACUGUUCUGGUCCAAUCACUGUAAAUUGCAUUUUGAGAAACAAUUGGUCAGCUGUCUGCAAUGUACUCGUGACGAUAACAUAGGUAUUGUUUGGUAACCCUUCUACUUUAACAUGAUACAGGGUAACCAUGAAAUCUCUCUCCUAAUUGUCUUUGGAUGCAAGAUCAUAUGGCACUGGUCCUGUUUUGUUUUGUAUGUCUUAAAAGCCAAGAAAAAUAGAGAAACAAGCACUCGCAAUCUACUGCUUUUCAUGUAGAAUAUAAAGGAUCGGAUGCUGUGCAAUGCACUGUCGUGUAAAGCGGUGGUGAGGGAAAUUUGCCCCUGUUUAAAAAAAAAAAAAAAAAAAGUUGCAAAGCCCCAAGAGGGUUUGGAAAAAAACAGAAGUGCCUACUCUCCGUUUUUUCCGUGUUCCUUGUUUUGGGCUUGCUUGAGGUGAGUUCAGUUAGGCAGACUGCCGAAAAAAAAAAAAAAGUAGCGUUUUGUGAUGCUGGCCUGAGCCAGGAGUGGGUAGCCCUUCUGCUGUGGAACCACAGGGUUAUGGCUACUUUUGCUCCUGGCCUUGUACGGCACACCUGACUCUGCCACGCGGAUUUCAGACUCCUGAUUGGCUGAAUCAGGUGUGUUUGGGUAGGGUCGGGGCAAAAGCCAUCAAACAUUGCCGCUCUACGGGAGGAGGCUAAUCUACCCCUAGCCUGAACCAUUACAGUAACAUGUAAUUCUCAUUAGUUUAGCGUGGUAAUAAGAGAGAGCUCCUUUGCCAUGUCUUGUUUUAUUGAUGCUGUUUGUUGUUAAUUUGUGUGUUACAGUAAAAAUGAAAUUCUAUUGAUGACUUUUAUUUAAAUUGGUUUUAUUUAGUAAUUUAAUGGGUUGCCAAUACAUUUUUGAGGUCAUUUAAGGAAUGAAUAAGUGUGUCACUGAUUAAAUAAUUUGUCAUGUUUCUUGAAGUCAACCAUGCUUGUGGGAUGGUUUUAAUCUCCCAUCAGCACCUGUGUGAAAUGGAAAUGUUUAAUAAAGCCGUGCUACUCCACUAUGAA
This is a messenger RNA of Chanos chanos (milkfish), 2812 nucleotides long. RefSeq names its product RAB5B, member RAS oncogene family (gene rab5b). The record is from RefSeq and is a predicted model, not a curated record. The transcript is spliced from 6 exons. NCBI's taxonomy places the organism in Eukaryota, Metazoa, Chordata, Actinopteri, Gonorynchiformes, Chanidae. Bases 224 to 868 code for a protein of 214 amino acids. Gene Ontology annotation, molecular function: GTPase activity; GTP binding.